UCGAACUGUUUAUGAUAGUGUGCGUGUUUAACUGGGAAAUGUUUUUGGUUCUUUCUUAUUAUUAACAAAAAACAGUGACCCAGAAAUAUGAGCGAAUCGGUUGCAGAAACUGCUGCUGCAGCGGAAAAUGAAGACCAGGCCGACGACUCUAUGGAAAAGCUGGAGUUUGAUGAGGGAGAAGAAAAUAAUGUGUCCGCCGAAGAUUUAUUGGGUGGCAAGAGUUUGAUGAUGUCGGAUGACAGCGAAAAUGAAGAUGUAUCCGAUCUAAAGCCUAGAAAAAUAUCACCCAAGGCCAGGCGCCAAAGGAUGAUGGACACGGAUCAGGAGGAGGAUGCAAUGGAGUUAGGAAAUCUUCAGGCGGAAGAGCAUAUCUCACCCAAAAACAAAGGGCAACGGCUGCUGGGCAGCAAUGAAGAGGAGGAGGUGGCCCCCAGUAUCAAAAAUAAGAAAUACAACAUCAUAAGCUCAGACAGUGAAGAGGAGCAACAGUUGGUCAAUAAAAAAAAGCCGGAGCAGAAGAAACCUGCCAAGAAAACCCAGAAAAAGACAUCCCAGGUGGAUAACGAUCAGGAGGAACCGGAGCAGGAAAAACCCACCAAAACAGACAAGAAAAAGAAGGUGACCAAAAACAAGAAACAACCUGAAGAGGACAACGGUGAAGACAGCCAGGAGAAACCUCUUAAUAAAGAAAAGUCAAAGAAGUUGGCUAAGAAUAAAAAACAAAUGAUAAAACAGCAGGAAUCCCAUAUAGACCAAGAAGAGGAUCAGGAUCAAGAUAAACCUGACAAGGCAUUAAAGCCAAAGAAGUUGGACAAGAAUAAAAAAUUGGACAUCAACGAGAACAAUGAGACGGAUAAGGAGCAGAAAAAACCUGCUCAAAAACAAAGGGCAAAAAAAUUAGCUAAGAAUAAAAAGGAAUCUACAUUGGAAAAGGACGAAAAGGACUCCCAAAUGGACAUAGAUGAAGACUCCAAAAUGAGCCAAGAAGGGGAUACAAAGCAGGAGAACUCUUCAAAAAAUCCAAAGCCAAAGAAGUUUGCCAAGAAUAAAAAAGAAUCCCCAACUGAAAAAGUGGAGAACUCCCAAAUGGACAAAGCGGAGGAGCAUGACCUGGAAAACCCUGCCAAGAAUAAACAAGAUGGCUCCCCGAAAAAAGUGGAGAAACAGAAGACAAAGAAGUUGACUAAGAAAAAUCAAAAUGAAAUUAACAAUGAAAAAGAUAACGAUCCAGACGAUCAAGAGCAGAAUGUGGGGAGUGCUCCUACGAAAGUAAAGCCGAAAAAGGUGUCCAAGAAAAAUAAACAACAAAUUGGGAGCGACGAAGAAUCAAAGGUAAACGAAGAUUUAGAUAAGCAAGAUCAGGAUCAGGACUUAAAAAGCGGCAAUGAAAUCAAGCAGGGAAUGGACAGUGAGAAUGACCUCCAGAUGGACAGCGAUGAAGAUCAGAAUACGCAAAAACCUUCCAAAAAAGUAAAGAAAAAGAAACAACGAAUGGACAGUAAUAGCGAAGAUGAGACUCAUAUUCAAAAUCGAAGCGAAGUGGAAGUCAAUCCUGCCAAAAACCAACUCAAAGGCUUAGUGGACUCCGAAUCCGAACCCGAGGAAUCCACUGCGGAAACUAGUCUCCCCAAGAAUAAACUAAAAGGUCUAGUAGACUCCGAAUCCGAACCAGAGCUAAGUAAUCCAGAGGAAUCUGCUGAAGAGCAGGAAACACCCACUCAGGCAAAUAAAGAAAAACCCAAGAAGCCAAAAGUUGUGCGGGAAUCUGCCAAGAAAGCGUUGGAGGGGAUGCAGGCCAUCCAAAGCGAGCAGCAGCGUCUGCAUCGCGAAGCUCAUAUCAAUGUGCCCUACCAUCAGCCAAAGCCCAGGACACUAAAAGAGUUUCUCAGCCGGCGCACCAUCAACGCUCCAUUAGCCACAGCUCUGGCUGGCGGAAGUCCCAUGCCCAGUAAGCAACCCAGAAAGUCUGUGGGACUUCGGAUGACCGGGGAGGAAUUGGAGGCUUAUGCAAAACUUAUGGAGGAUCGCGCCAAAGAAGCCACCGAGUUCUUUAAGUCCGAAUCCGAGCCAGAGGAUGAAGAGGAUUCAGAUAACGAGCCCAUGGAGUUAAAAGAUAAUCCAGGUGUUUUGGAUGAGGUACUAGAUAAUCCAAAAACACCAGAACAACCCAAGGUGAAGGAAAAAGUGUUGGAGACCGAAGCAAUAAUGGACGAUUUAGUCACAGAGGAAGCCAUGGUAAAAGAUCCAGUGAUUGAGGAUGAACCCAUUGCCUCCACCUCAGCAGCAGCUGCUCUGAGACUCACAGAUGACUUGGAAAUUCAAGCAGCGAAUGCGGUUGAAUCUCCCAGCAAAGUGUGUCUAAUCACAGAAGUAAUAGAACUCCCCAGGCUAGACUUGAGCAACAUCAGCAUAACGCCGCCCUCCAAGCCAGCCACGCCGAGGAUCAGCGAUGCUAUUCGACGACUGAAGAUCGAGAAAAGUUUGGAUGUAAGUCCAUCGCUUAAGGGCGAUGCCAACAUGGUUAUUGACCUGGAAACUGGCGACAUGUUCGCCAAAAAACCAACAGGAGUGGAUGAUUUGCUCAAGCGCCUGAUGAAAACGAGGGAAGCCAAAAAGCACAAGACCACAGAGACUGUCAACAUUUUAUCCACUGAGCAUGGUAAAUUGGAGAUGUCUAAGGUCAGCAUUCACCUGCACGAAGAGGAGAUCGCUAAGGAACCCAAACCUGGAGCUGGUUACAUGAAAAUGCAGGAGCAGCUCAAGUCCCUGAUAACCAAGAAGCGCAUGGAAGAUCUUCGCAAGAAGCAGGCUGAAGAGCAGGAGAGGCUGGCAGAAGAUGAGGAGGAAGGCAUGGAUGUGGAUGAGGAGUAUGAACCAGAAGAAAAACCUGGAUACGCUAAAGUGACCAUAAACGAGGAUGAGGAGAUUGUUGAAGAAGACGAGGAAGCAGCCGAGGAGGAUGAGGUGGCAGAAGAAAUUAAAAGCGAUCCAGACGAGGAUCCCGAGGAUGAUCCAGUUAAAGAUCUUGAAGUUCAGGAAAACAGCAGUGAAAGUGAACAGGAAAGCGAAUCAGAACUAGAACCUGAAACGCAAGGCAGAAAAAAGAAUAGAAUCAUUAAAGCCUUCGAGGACGACAACUCUGAUGAGGAUGAUCUCGACCUGCUGCAAACCCCUAAGCCAAGCAAUAUCGCUCCCAUAACGGCCACUCAACUGCAGUUGUCCGCCCACAAACUUUUCGAUGCGGAAACCCGUCGCACGGCCAGCGAUGAGGAGAACGAAUUGCUAGACCUGUGCUCCGGCCAGUUCCCUCAGUCCCAGAUGGUUUCCUCCGCCGCACCUUCUGUGGAUACAGCUGUGAUCAGUCAAAUUCCCAUGACACAGUUUGGGACCAGCAGCCAGGCACCUGAUGAAUUGGAGGGUCUUUGUUCCGGCACCUUUGCGACUCAGCUACCAUCGCAAGCACCCACGCAAAAAGCGGAGGAGCAGGAAGAAUCCCAAGAGCCGCCAGUGGUUGCCAACAGAAUUGUUUCCAGCGAUGAGGAGGCCAAAGAGGAAGCGCAGGAUUCCGACAAGCCACGCAACAAGAAACUCACAAAGAAGAGGUCUAAGAAAAAGGCCAAACUUGGCUUCUCGGAUGAUGAAGAAAGCGACGGUGAUGUCGAAGAACUCGAGGAGGACGAGAGCGAAGGCGAGCCAGAAGAAGAAAUCCCAGAAACCUUCGUGGACUACGAUUCCGAAGAGAAUGAAAUUGUUGUAGAGAUGACCAAGAAAGAUCGCAAAGUGCGUGCCGCCAACUUUGUGGACAAAGAAGCUGAACUAUCUGAGUCCGAAUGGGGAUCUGCCGACGAAGACGAGAAGAACAUGGAUACUUAUGAUAUAGAGCUGGGCGACGAGGACGAGUUUGAUCGCGACAAGCUGCGUCAUGAGCUAGGUCAGAUUCAUGCUCGAAAAAUGCUGGAUCAGGAUAUUCGGGAGGUGCGCAAGAUCAAGGAAAUGCUGUUCGAGGAGGAAGAGGAGGGAGCAAGUCGCCAACGCCAGUUCCGUUGGAAGAACGUUGAGGACGGCUUUAGCUUAGAUGACCAUCGUCCAGAGAACAGUGAAGCAAACGAGGGCAGUGGCGAUGAGGAAAACGAGCAUCUGUGGCGAAAAAUACGAUAUGAACGCGAGCAGCUUCUCUUAGAAAAGGGCCUUAAACCCGAGGCAGCAUCACCGCUCUCCACAUCCGUAAUAAACACCAGUAACUCUGGUAACUCCAUUCGCCGGCUGAAUAUAAUCACGUCCAAGAAGACGACGGUGGAGGUAAAGAAAAGUUCACCGUUCCUGAUCUCAAAAACUGUAGCUGGAAAGCAGCAGAAAAGCGCUGUACGUGGUUCUUUUCUGGUUCGAGACCAGCAGACUCUUACAAAAUUGGCAGGACUGACUAAGGGAUCCUCCGCUGAUGUGGACGGUUCGGAGGGAACUAUUUCCGUAAAAACAGCGAAGGCCAAGAACUUUGUGUUCGCCACGCUAACGGAAGAGGAACAUGAGAAUCGGAAAAGAAAAGCAGCCGAUUUGCUUAACAGCAGCACUGAAACGGGUGUGAAUUUCAUGAAGAAACCACGAUUGGAGCCACGAAGGGAGAAGUGCCUUAUAGAUCAGCUUCUUUAAUUUAAUACCUUUUAAUUCUAGACACGUCUUAGUUGUACAUUUUGCUACUUAGUCUAUUAAGAUAGUUCAUAAGAGUAAAGAAACAAUACAUUUUAUUUCAUUUUAAUUUUUUAUCACAGUUUUUAUCCAAAUGUAAAGAAACAUGGAAUAUAGAAAAAUUAAGUUAACAUACAUAUAAAUAUAUAAUUUAGUACAAAUAACUGUAAUAAAAUUGUAAUAAUUGUAAUACUAAAUGUA
Molecule: messenger RNA, 4884 nt
Organism: Drosophila rhopaloa
Lineage: Eukaryota; Metazoa; Arthropoda; Insecta; Diptera; Drosophilidae
Product: claspin
Exons: 7
Coding region: 88-4647 (1519 amino acids)
Biological process (GO): activation of protein kinase activity; mitotic G2 DNA damage checkpoint signaling; mitotic DNA replication checkpoint signaling
Molecular function (GO): anaphase-promoting complex binding
Source: RefSeq, a predicted model, not a curated record